CCCGACGGGCCUGUACACAGCGACCGGGGCUGAGAACACAGCUCUUGCUCACACCGCUCAUCAAAUGUCUCUUGCAGACUACAGGCGGCAGGCUAACGGUAUCAAGAAUCACGUGACUUGUAGUGUAACUUCGGCUGAUAUUCAUCUAGAAGGAAAGGACCAAACAGCAUCAAUGAGUAACUUCGUAGUAACGACACCCUCAUUAACAGCCUACCCCGCCCACCCUACACCAGGCUAUGUUCCCACUUAUGGCACCACAGCAAUGCCAAGUGGUUUGUCACACCAUCAUCUCUGGUCAGCCACGCCCAAUACCGCCAUGAGUUGUAGUGGUGAUGCUGUUAGUGUGUUAGAUGGUUCAAAUGUUCUCCGGCCCUCACCGUUCGGCUAUGGGAAGACCGCUAUGAUGCCCACCGGGUCGUCGUGUAACGGCUCCAUAGUUAAGUGUGGAGAUGAACAAACAAUGCAACUCGGCAAUGGAACUCCUCAGGGUCGCACAGACAUGAGAAAAGAUGACCUCAUUAUAUGAUGAUCACGUGAUAACUCUAACAUCUCCUGAUUGGCUAAAUGUUAAAAAUCGAUUGGAUAGGAUUUAACGGACUGGCCAAGAAAGACAUAUUCACUUUGGAUAUUGUGACCAAGUAAAGAUGGAAACAAUGAAACAACCAUCAGGAAAACAUUAAAAUGUUUGCACAUAUGACAGAAGAACAGCUAGUGACAGUUCUAAAGAGAUUGAUCAACUGUUAUCAAACUUCUUAUAUUGUAAAUAGAACUACACAAAAUAAAGAAAAUUAUCAACAGUUGAUUGGAGGAGCUAUAUACUUCAAAAUUCGAUUAACGAUUAAUUCAAAGCAAACUAGAUGUCCAGAGGGCUUGAAGAAGUAAUGUGAUCAUGGUGAUAAUAUUUUGUGACUUAUGAUCUUGUUUGGAAUUAGUUUUUUAGUCAACAUCUGCUUGAUGGUGGAAAUUUGGAUUUCCUUUUUAAGUGUCGAAAAGUGAAAGAAAUAAAAUCAAAUUUCGUAUAGAUGACGUCAUUUGCACUCCGCCUACAUCUUGAUGAUACCUACCAAGGAAAUGUCUUUAUGUUUCCUGUGACUGAGAAAUAAUGUUAAAUUGUGGUUGUUUUUGUUUUUAAUAAUUGUACAACUCAUUUCAUGUUUGUUAUUGAUUUUUAUUUUUAUUAUCAGCCAUCUGAGUAAGAAUGUAUUAUAGUGACAUGGGUUAUUUAUUUUUGUUUCAAUUUUUCAUUUAUUCAAGUAGUUCCUAAGAUUAUUUUUUUGAUAAGAAAUUGAUCAAAAUUACAUCUUGUCUCCUUUAAAUCGGGAGUAAGGUGAUAUUAUGAUUUUGUUUAUUGAAAACACAAAGGCAUAUUUGAUUGAAAAUGAGUAACAUGCAUCAGGAAAAUCCAGAAAAUAUGUAUAUUUUUUUUUCAUUUACUCGACCUAAUCAUAAUGGUGUUUUUUUUUCAUUGGUAGGAAUGACGUCACAGUAGGAGUUAAGCUAAAAUAUUGACGUCAUUUGUGAUAAAAGAUUUGUUACGACUUUCAUUCACGGCAAAAACGAAAUUUUCCACACCACACCGGAAAAUUAUAGUUAAAUGAAAGAAAUCUUCAGAAAAUAUUAUAAGCCAGUGAGAUUUCUAUUCGUUGGAGUUCUUCUUAAUAAAAUAUGAAAAAGUCUGUGUUUUUUAUCAGUUUUCAAGAUGGUUAGAAUCAAAGUCUUCAGUUUAUUAUUUUUUAUCGUGUUUAUAUUGUGAACUGGGAAUAAUGUGUAAGUUAAGAUUCGAACUAAGUGCAAUGGUAUCAUUAUGUUGAUGUGAUGAUUUUUUUUUAUUGUGUUCUGUGCAUUCUUUCUGAAUUUGUUGCUUUGUCUAAAAAUUCGAGAUUACUACGCUCAUAAACAGGUCCAACUAAGCAUCUUUAGCAAUGCCACACUGGGAGCACCUUAACAUGUUAAAUUUUGCGCAUUUCCUAUCUGAAAAUUACACAGAUGCACCUACUGUAUAAAGGUGCUCCAAUAUGUCCAAGAUGAGAAGGUGCUAAAUUGCACAAUCUCAGUCUGGCAUUGGCUGCACGGUAUAUUUUACUUGAAAUGCCGUAUUCGUAGUUUGAAAUAUAUGUACAAUCAUAAUGUCCUCUGGCAGAAACAUACUGAAAAUUUCAAAAUAAAAUACCUAUUCAAUAUUUAGUAGCAAACACACCAGUGAACAGAGAAAGUGUUAAUUAAAAUGAGCAUUUGUAGAUUUAAAGCUUCAAUACAUUAACGAAAAUGAAGAUGACAUACGCAUUGAACAUGUUCGGUGCUCUUUAAAUGACAUACUUGUCUACUCGUAUUGAAAUAAUUUUUUUCUUCAAACUUUCGCUACAAAAUAGCUUGUUUUGUUCCAAGAUGGCUUUGAUACCGCACUGAAAUAAUAAAGGCUUUGUUAAAUUUUCAAAAAAGCAUGGUGACGAAGAUAAGUUUGUUGAUUCUGAUUGAAGCUCUAUUGAUAUUAUCUAUUGUAGAUAAUGCAUGAUAAACAUGAUAGAGUUAAAUUUAUUUAAAAGGCUAUCACAUUUUCGGAAAGAGGAAGCAUUGGAAGAAGGAAAUCUUUUUAAAAGGAAUAUUUGAAUAUUUUGUAUUUCAUGAUAGCUUACGGAAUAAUUGAAACAUGCAUGGUGUCCAAUUAUUAGUGAUUAAUUUAACUGAAAUAAUUUUGUUCGUAUGACUUGAAAUAGCUUGCGCAAUGAACAAGAAUAUUGUACAGAAUGACUAAUAAAACAAAAUGUAAAAUCAG
Messenger RNA from Lytechinus pictus (painted urchin), 2773 nucleotides. RefSeq lists its product as uncharacterized. The transcript has 3 exons. The coding region runs from base 65 to 526 and encodes 153 amino acids. Lineage: Eukaryota; Metazoa; Echinodermata; Echinoidea; Temnopleuroida; Toxopneustidae. The record is from RefSeq and is a predicted model, not a curated record.